UUGUGUGUGUGUGUGUGUGUGUGUGUAACAGACAGCACUUCUGUCAGGCUACUGUGUGCAUAUGAACAUGUAUAUUUUUUUUAAAUAAAAUCAUGAAAUGAAACUACAUUAAGUGUUUAAAAUGUGCUUUGUGUGUGUGUGUGUGUGUGUGUGUGUGUGUGUGUGUGAGAGAGAGAGAGAGAGAGAUUGAUACAUUGCACUGUAGUACAGAGGGCAUUGAGAUUAGUGUGAUGAUUAGUGUCGUCAAACAUGGGAGUGUGUAAAGGGGGAGAAACACACACACACACACACACACACGGGCGCAGUGAGAGAGAGCAGUACAGUGGAAAGUGUUUGUGUGUGAGCUGUAUGUGUGUGUGUGUGUGAGUGAGCUGUAUAUGUGUGUGUGUGUGUGUGUGAGUGUGUGUGUGUGUGUAUGCAUGUGUAUGAUGAUGGUGAGAUCACUGUUGCAUCAGUACUUCCUGGUGGCGACCGUAUUGUCUCUGCUCCUCUUCCUCACUUCACUGUGGCUACCUCAAGGUACAGUACAGGACUGUGAAUCCUCAUGGCUCCCGUGUCUUAGUGAUCCAAACAGUAAGGAACCUGUAGUAGUCCCUGCAGGGGGCGAUGUUGGGUCCCACUCUAAGAGAGUCAUCAUUAGGAGUGACGUCAUCGUACCUGACUGUCCUGGACAGCACUUCCAGGUGUCCCGCCUCCUGCUGUAUUUAGACUCCGCCCUCAGCCCUGCCUCUGAUGUGCUGCUGGAACCCUACCUACUCUGCUGGGAAGAGCUAAUUAAGUUCAUGGAGGCUCUUGGUCCUCUUGUUGGUUUUUUUACCUACAAAGUUCAGGAGAAGAUCGAUGUAAUUCGCCGGCUGGCCGAGGAAGACAGGCUACUGACACCGCCCCUCACAGACUCGCCACUUCUACCCCACGGCCCCUACAGCCACACCUACCACUCGGUGCGCUCCAUGCUGGAAACGGAGCUCCAGUUGGGUGUGGUCAGCUUCGUCGGACAGACGCCUUCAGGCAGUCGGAAUUUGCUCCGCCUUCACCGCUCGUUGCUGUGGCUGCAGCUGCUGCUGAGGAAGCUCUGGCUGGAGCCCGGGCCAGCGAGAAGCCUGGGUGAGGUGUGUGAUGAAGCAUACAGCGAGGCGUUGGCGCCGCAUCACCCGUGGCUGCUACAGAGGGUAGCGCGGCUCGCCUUUAAGGCCAUGCCUGAACUCACUGUACUGCUCGGCCUGGUGUGUGUGGGUGAGCAUGAGGAGGCGGAACCAAUCAUUCGCAACAUUGUCACAUUGAUUGGUGAGGUGCGACGAAGAACCCACCAUGAACUGGAGAAAAGAAACAUGCUAGACUUACCUUAAAGGAACUCAGCGGUGUGAAACGUGAACAAUGCUAAACUGAUUACUUUCUGAGUGAGUGUUUAAGACGAAGACGUGGAGAGCAGGAUUACGACUCCUAGUGUACACACGAGCUGCCGCAAAACAGACGCCAUAAACACGAUAUGUGAAGUAGCAGAUUAAUCCCAGUGAUGGUUUUAAUGUUAGGAUUGUUACGUAUCCACAAUCUCUUUAAAAUAUCUAAGCUUUCGUGCUGCCACUUCCUGUUUCCCAAGUUCCAAAUUCAUCUCAGGCUUAUUCUGUGAACCCUGGAGCCUAAGACCUCAGAUUAGCCUAAGACCUCAGAUUUGGAGCGUGACAGUAAUAUGAAUAUGAAGAGUGAGCAGUGGGUAGUGCUGUGAACUAACUAAAGAACUUAACAUUUUUUUGCUAAUGUUGCUAAACUUUCACAGUAACAAGUUAAAACAGACAUGCAAAUUUCAUAACUUUCUUUCAUCCACUAUCAUUUUUUUCUUAUUUACUUCUUCUUUUUGCAAUGAAACUUAUAGAACAUAUUAUUUAAUAUCCAGCCCAGCAAUAAAAUUUUUUUUUAUUUAAUACUGACUCAGGAAUCUGCAAUUUAAAGAAACAGGUGAAAUUUCCAUCAAAGGGAAAGGAAGGGGGAAUGAGCAGGGAGGAGCACGGAUCCAGAUAGAUCUGCACUGGUGAGUAUUACUGCAAAUUAGGGAAAAAAAUAUCAUCAGACUGGACGACUUUAUUCAAGGUGUUUAUCUCUGCUUUACCAUAAAUAGAAUAACCGUAUGCAAGUAUGCUGCAUAACACACCACAAUGAUGUCUCAAGUUUAGAAUCUGAUGCUCAUGUAGACCACA
Molecule: messenger RNA, 2192 nt
Organism: Clarias gariepinus (North African catfish)
Lineage: Eukaryota; Metazoa; Chordata; Actinopteri; Siluriformes; Clariidae
Gene: gltpd2a
Product: glycolipid transfer protein domain containing 2a
Exons: 4
Coding region: 378-1346 (322 amino acids)
Biological process (GO): ceramide transport; intermembrane lipid transfer
Cellular component (GO): cytoplasm; membrane; cytosol
Molecular function (GO): ceramide 1-phosphate binding; ceramide 1-phosphate transfer activity
Source: RefSeq, a predicted model, not a curated record